AGCUCCGUGUCAUUUCCUCCUUGUGCUCGCCCGGGCCGGGCCGAGCGUCUCCAGCCGGGAGAGGAGGCGGAGCGGGGCGGUGCGGGGUGGCGUAGCGCUGGAGGGCAAUGGUGGCGGAGCUGCUGGGGGCGGAGGCAACGUAGCCCCCGCGGAAAAGGAGCCCCGCGGCGCCUGAGCCGAGCGGAGGAUGGAGAACCGGCCUGGGUCCUUCCAGUACGUCCCUGUGCAGCUGCAAGGGGGGGCGCCCUGGGGCUUCACCCUCAAAGGGGGGCUGGAACACUGCGAACCGCUCACGGUGUCGAAGAUUGAAGAUGGGGGCAAGGCAGCCUUGUCCCAGAAGAUGAGGACUGGUGAUGAGCUGGUGAAUAUCAAUGGCACUCCAUUGUAUGGCUCCCGCCAAGAGGCCCUCAUCCUCAUCAAAGGCUCCUUCAGGAUCCUCAAGCUGAUUGUCAGGAGGAGAAACACCCCUGUCAGUAGGCCGCACUCAUGGCAUGUGGCCAAACUGCUGGAGGGAUGCCCUGAAGCGGCUACCACCAUGCAUGUCCCUUCUGAAGCCUUCAGUUUGUCCUGGCAUUCCGGCUGCAACACAAGUGACGUGUGUGUGCAGUGGUGUCCACUCUCCCGGCACUGCAGCACUGAGAAAAGCAGCUCCAUUGGCAGCAUGGAGAGCCUGGAGCAACCAGGCCAAGCCACCUAUGAGGGUCACCUCUUGCCCAUUGACCAGAACAUGUGCCCUAACCAGCGGGACUCAGCCUACAGCUCCUUCUCAGCCAGCUCAAAUGCCUCUGACUGUGCCCUUUCCCUUAGGCCAGAGGAGCCAGCCUCUACAGACUGCAUCGUGCAAGGCCCAGGGUUAACUAAGACCCCUAAUGGCAGACCUAAUGUGGCUGAGACCUCAGGAGGUAGCCGGCGCACCAGUGGAGGCCAACUGACUUCCAGCUCCCAGAUGUCAUCCCACCCACAGGAGGUCCACCACUCAGGGCCUGCCAAGGCUGCCAAGGGCCCACCACAACCUCCAGUGAGGCGAGACAGUCUUCAGACCUCCAGAGCCCAACUCCUUAAUGGAGAGCAGCGCAGGGCUUCUGAGCCUAUGGACUCUUUGCAACAGAAGGAGAAACCAAGCUUAGACACUGAGCUAUGCUCAAGGAACCCUCACAGGUUCUGCUGCCUCAGUGGGCAAGACCAAGUGACCAAUGAGGGCCAUCAGAACUGUGAGCUCAGCCAUCCUCCUGAAUCCAAUCAACAGGGCUCUGAGCACUUACUUAUGGAAGCUUCAAGCAAAGCUGCUGGAUUCCAAAAAUCGUAUGAUUCCAGCCCACACAGCAAGGCUUCAGCAGAGAUAGCUAAAACUUCUUCUUUUGGCAGCCCUCCACGCCUCACAGGACCCACAGGCCAUCGCCAUAGUGCCCCUGAACAGCUGCUGGCAUCCCACUUGCAGCAUGUGCACCUUGAUACUAGGAGUAGCCAAGGAAUGGAGCUCCCAACUGGACAGGAUGGGCAUGAGUGGAAUUUGUCCCCAUUGCAUAACACCCACACGGGGAAGAAAAGUCCAUGUCCCCCUAUAGGAGCAACCCAGGACCAGCCCAGCAAAGAGAGAAAGACCAGACCAGUGGAUGAUAGGUCUGUGGGCUUGAGACACCAGAGGCCACGCAGCUCCCCUCAUGAAGAAGCUGAUGGACAAUCUCCAGAAAGACGUUUUCAGGACCUAAACAGAGUAAGCAGAGGAGGCAAUGAAUUGCCCAGCCAGCAGCCCUCUGCCUCUGGAUUGCUUGUUCAACAAACCAGGGACUGUUCUUCAACCACUAAAGUAGCUGACACCACAGAGGCAACUGAAGAAGGGGACAAGGAGCCCAAGGAGUGUAGCCGGGUGGGUGGCAGGCGAAAUGGAGGGACCCGGGGACGCUCAAUCCAAAACCGACGGAAGAGUGAGCGUUUUGCUACCAACCUGCGGAAUGAAAUUCAGAGAAGGAAGGCCCAGCUCCAUAAAAGCAAGAGUCCCUUAUCACAGCUGUGUGACACUAAGGAGCAAGUAGAAGAGGCCGAGGAACCCCUAGAAAGUCCUCUACUUCCUGCCUCUAAUUCACCUUUGCUACCUUCAUAUGAAAAACCACCUAGCCCCAGAGAUAAGCUCUUUAAUAAGAACAUGAUGCUUAGGGCUAGGUCUUCAGAGUGCCUAAGCCAAGCCCCUGAGAGCCAUGAAUCUAGGAUAGGCUUGGAGGGCCGAAUGAGCCCUAGCCAGAGGCCUAGUCAGUCCUCUUUGGGUCUGAACACCUGGUGGAAAGCAUCUGACUCAUCCUCUUCAGACUCUGAGAAAACAAAUGUUCACCGUGGAGUCUAUGGAGGUCAUUGGAGAUGGUCUCCAGAGCACAACCUGCAGCCACAUGUGGAACUAACCACAGAAAGGUCUUCCAGCCCAGGAGAUAACAAGGAAUUGAAGGCUUCUACUGCCCAAGCUGGGGACGAAGCCAUCCUCUUGCCCUUUGCAGACAGAAGGAAGUUCUUUGAAGAGAAUAGCAAAUCCCUAUCUACAUCUCAUUUGCCAGGUUUAACCACUCAUAGUAAUAAAACUUUUACCCAGAGACCAAAACCUAUAGACCAAACUUUCCAGCCAAAGAGCUCCAGCUAUAGGGAAUUGAGGCGCCAUCCCAUGGACCAAUCAUAUCAUUCCACAGACCAACCAUAUCAUGCCACAGACCAAUCAUAUCAUUUCAUGUCAUCCCUUCAGUCAGAAACUCCUACUUACUCAGAAUGUUUUGCAAGCAAAGGUCUAGAACAAUCCAUGUGUUGUAAGCCACUGCACUGUGGUGAUUUUGAUUACCACAGGACCUGCUCUUACUCCUGCAGUGUCCAGGGAGCUGUAGUACAUGACCCUUGCAUUUACUGUUCUGGGGAAAUCUGCCCUGCUUUGCGAAAGAGAAAUAUGAUGCCAAACUGCUACAACUGCCGGUGCCAUCACCACCAAUGCAUUCGGUGUUCAGCUUGCUGUCAUAAUCCCCAGCACAGUACCCUGGAGGACAGCAACUUGGCACCUGGCAACGCUUGGAAAGCCAGGAAGCCAACAGUGCAGGAAUUUCCUGGGGACAAAUGGAAACCAGUAACAGGAAACAGGAAGACCAGCCAGUCAGGCAGGGAAAUGGCUCAUUCCAAGGCUGACUUUUCAUGGGCAACCCCCUUCCAUCCUUGCCUUGAGAACCCAGCAUUGGACUUAUCAAGCUACCGAGCAAUCUCUUCUCUUGACCUCCUUGGAGAUUUCAAGCAUUCCUCGAAAAAAACAGAGGAAACUUCUGUUUAUGAGGAGGAGAGCUCCAUGGCCUCCAUGCCCCACCCACUGCGCAGCCGUGCCUUCUCAGAGAGCCAUAUCAGCUUGGAUCCCCAGAGCUCCCGGGCCUGGGGGCAGCCUAGGAGGGAGCUCUUUACCAAAGUUGGUGAAACCCAGCUAGAUCCUUUGGGAACCAGAAAGAAGGCCUUUCCUCCUCCUCGUCCUCCUCCUCCCAACUGGGAGAAGUACAGGCUCUUCCGUGCAGCCCAGCAGCAGCAACAACAGCAGAAGCAGCAGCAGCAGCAAGAGGAAGAGGAGGAGGAGGAGGAAGAAGAGGAGGAGGGGGUAGAAGAAGAUGAGGAGGAAGAGGAGGAGGGAGGAGAGGAGGAGGAGUUGCCACCCCAGUAUUUCAGUUCAGAAACCGCUGGUUCCUGUGCUCUCAAUACUGAGGAAGUCCUGGAGCAGCCACAACCCCUGGGCUUUGGUCACCUGGAGGUCUCAAGGCAGGGUCCACCAAGCCUCCCAGGAGAGCAAGAGUCUUUUACUCGCCAUUCCAGCGAUUGCAUGCCUCCAAUGAGGGGCCGCUUGGGAUCUCAGCCGGAGAAGGCUCAGCCCCCUUGCUAUUAUGGCAUUGGUGGACUUUGGAGGACAUCGGAACAGGGGACCACUGAUCCCUCCAAACCAGAAUCCUUGAUGGCAGAAGACUCCAAACCCAAGCCAGCAUGGAGCCAGAGCUACUUGUUUCCUGAAGAGCAGUUGUCCCUCAUGGGCUGGCGCUCUGAGAAGCAGCACCUCAGUCCCGUGGGCUUCAGUGAACUCAAGACAACAGGGUCUGCUGCUACACUUGUCAAGCCCCAGGGUGCCACUGGUUUCAUUUCCCCCCCAUAUUAUUCUGCAACUAUGGAGGAGGCUGGGGCCAUUGGGGAUACACCAGAAGUGGCGAGAUGCUAUUCCUUCUCAGGCAGAAGGCCUGCUCUACAGCAGGCAAUCUCAGAAGAGCUCAUGAGAGAUGUGGUGGGCCGUGACAAGUCCCUGGCAGGGGUGCUAACCCCAGCCUCCAACAUGGUGACCACUGCUGAGGUCAUGGGUGACCUCUUUGCUGUGGGAGAUCUGCAGUGGAGGGGCCAUCUCAAGCAGAAGUUGUACCAUCAGGAAAGAAGAAAUUAUCGGAAUGUCCAGGAAAGCCACAGGGUGCCUUUGCAAGAAUUUCAGCACUUCUCGCCUCCUCAAGGGGCCCCAGGGAUUUCUACCUCUUACUCAGCUUAUUACAAUAUUUCUGUGGCCAAGGCAGAGCUGUUGAACAAGUUGAAGGACCAACCCGAAAUGGCAGAGAUUGGCCUAGGAGAGGAGGAAGUAGACAAUGAACUGGCUCAAAAAAAGAUACAGCUUAUUGAAAGCAUUGGCAGAAAACUUUCUGUCUUACGGGAGGCCCAGCGAGGAUUGCUGGAGGACAUCAAUGCCAAUUCUGCCCUUGGGGAAGAGGUGGAGGCCAACCUAAAAGCUGUCUGCAAGUCCAAUGAGUUUGAAAAAUACUGUUUGUUUAUUGGGGACCUGGAUAAAGUGGUCAACCUGUUGCUGUCACUCUCUGGAAGACUUGCCCGGGUAGAAAAUGCUCUCAACAGCAUUGAUUCAGAAGCUGACCAGGAGAAGUUGGUGCUGAUGGAGAAGAAGCAGCAGCUGACAGGGCAGUUGGCAGAUGCCAAGGAGCUGAAGGAGCACAUGGACCGGAGGGAGAAGCUGGUGUUUGGCAUGGUCUCCCGCUACCUGCCGCAGGACCAGCUCCAAGAUUACCAGCACUUUGUGAAGAUGAAAUCUGCUCUCAUCAUUGAACAGCGAGAGCUAGAAGAGAAGAUCAAGCUUGGGGAAGAACAGCUCAAAUGUCUCAGGGAGAGCCUACUCCUGGGGCCUAGCAAUUUCUAAUUCCACCAGCAAACUGCCCACAUCAUCACUGCCCAGACACAAUGGGAAGUGCUUUCAAUCUUUGUUAGCAGUUCGUUAGCAAAUACAUAGCAGAUAGUUAGCAGUUUGUUCCAUAUCCUCUACCCUGGAUAUCUCUCACUGCCCCUUACCAAGCUUUGUGCCCAACCAGCUAGGACACUCUGGGGAGACCCCAAACUUCUACCCUAGAAAGUAGAAGCAAGAAUUAGAAACUGUAGCAGAGUGUGAUCAUACAACCACACUCUUUCCCACAGUUUGCACAGCAAGCACUUAGCACACACAGAACCAACGAAGUGCCUUCAUUCUUCUUUGUAGUAGGAUAUUAGAGACAUCAUGCACUCACUGCCCACCCACAUCAUAAUCAGCCAAGGCUUAAGGCCCAGUCAUUUCCCACAGAAAUUUGACUGUCUUGAGGGCAAUUACCUACUGGAAUUUCAGGGCUUCACUCAAGCUUUGCAGUGGGAAGCAAAGAAGGAGGAAUUUUACUUAACAGAAUGUGAGCAAAGGAUUUGGGGUUUCCAAAUGCUCUGCUUAAUGAAUUCCCAGAUACUUAGGCUUAAUGAAAUUGGUCCCAUCCCCACCUUUCCCAGCAUCUUCUUAAAGGGGAAAAGGCCCACUAUCAGCCCUGGGUAGUGUGGCCCUUUUCCUGUCCUAAGACUUUGGACCUACCACUUCCUGUUUCAUCUUGCCUUUGUAUUGCUGGAGUUACAGGUGGCUACCCUAAGGGCUUCACACUAUGGGCCAUGAAUAGCUCUGCUGAAGCUGACUUCUGCAUACAUGUUUCAUUACUGGGGGGAAGGGGUUCUUAUUGUUAUAUUUUAAAUGUCCUUUUGACUUUAUUUAUUUUUAUUGUUUUUUUUUCUUCUUUUUUAACUAAUAAGGUGAGAAAAGGGGAGUUAGAAAGGGAAAAGUUAGCCCAGAAGGAAAACAUUUUCUGUAGAUCAGCCUGAAUUCACCAUGGAUAGGUAACUGGUGUCAAGGCUUUGAAUUAUUCCCACCAUAGCUGACAAGUAUUUAAGAAAGUUCUCGCCUUGAACUCAGAGCUUCUCCAGUGUGGCCUAGUCCUAUACUUCCAUUGAAGUAUGGAUCACCAUGAGUUUAGCAUUUUCCAACAGGGUCCAAUUUUUUCUUGAAACCAAAGAAAUCUGAAACUGACCAAGGUCCAUCUAUUUCCCCAAGUCUUUAAGCUAAGGAAAAGGGGAGAGAUAAGCUCAGGAGGUACUCCUCCACCUAAUUGCUUUCUCAGCCUGUGGUCUGGCUCAGGGAACCAAAAUUCAUGGUAGCAGAAAGCUCUAGUCAGGGCCAGCCCCCAGCACAAAUUAUGAACCAGCCAGGAUCUGAGGCAGACAAACAACUGAUGCUGCUGCUUCUGCCUAGUUCCUGGUGCUGGUAGCCAGUUUCUGUCCUGGGAAAGCCUUCAGGUGAAGGCAGGAAGGUAGUUGUGGCCAAAUUGUCCUGUUAUACAGCUUAGUUCCCUAUUCCUUGCUAAGGGGCCCAUGCUUGGUGUUGCCCAGCCUUGCCCAGCAUCCCUGACAUCUGUUCUAGUCAUUGCUGAGUUUCUCACUGUCUUUGGAGGUUAACUGUAGCAGCAGGAGUGCCUCAAUUGACCAAAAGAAUUUACAAAGGAAUUUUGCUGCUGCUACAAAUACUGGUUCCUAACUUCCGUUUCCUCCUCAUUGUAUUUGAAAACAAUAGAAGAAUCUUGGCCAGCAGGGUGUCCUGGGAAGGGGGAGGAUGCAGGGAGGGGGCUGAGUACGCUCUUAGUAUACUGCUGCUGUCAGAACUACUGUUAAAAUGUCAACCUGCCAUUCUCCCCCCAAGUGGAGAAUUCUACUUUAUUCAGGAAGGCUGAUGGCUUGUAAAGGGCUAAGUUUACCCAAACCAAGGUUGAGGAAGGUAAAGGAGUGCUUUUAAUAUAGGCUGUGGCUGCCAUGUUUUUAAAAACACAGGCUCUAAAAUAAACAAUGAGCAAGAUUGAGAUGAGGCCAAUGUAGUCCAUCAUUAUAAGAUUGUAUGCUUGUGUGUGUGUGUGUGUGUGUGUGUGUGUGUGUGUGUGCAUGUUUGUGCUUGUAUGUGCACAUCUAGAACAGAUUUUUAGAAAUAUAGGCCCAUAGAAAAGAGUAAUCACUCACCUGGACACUAUGGCCACAGUCUUAGUUUUUCUAGUCAGCGAUAGAUUGGUUGUACCUUGUUUAUCACUAAAAGUACUAUUGCCCCUCAUGCCACCUCAAAGUAUUUUAGAGUUGGAAUCAGAGCAAAAGAAUGCUCACUUGUACACACAGGGACGCUUUCCAAAGAUCUUAAUAAAAUAAACCCCAAAUUAUAUUGCUCAAUAUAAUUAAUGCCCAGCACUGCUAACUUGGCAGUCCCACUGUGAGUGAUAGUGCUAUAAAGCUGUCCCUAUUACUUCAAAUGCUGAGUCUCUCCUCUGUUCUCAUGUCCUGGGCUCUACCCUCCACAAAGGCCUGCCAGAAGGAAGAAGUUUGAAAGGUAGGCCAAGGGAUUUUCACAAAGUGUUAUUGGUCUUGAAGUCUUCCCUCUCCCUUCAAAUACUCAUACAGGCCCCAGUGCGUAAUAGGUAAGUGCAGUGGUUGAUAUAGAGAGAGGAAUCAGUGCAAGAGCUACUAUAAUAUGUCCCUGCUAACUCCCCACUCCCAGAGCCUUGGGUAAUCAAGUCUCCUUGAAUCCUACUAGCUACAGACUUGGCCAGGGUAUAGGAGUAAAUGCUCAAUGGGAAUCCAACAGAAAGAGACAGAGACACUGAAAAGAAAGUCCUUGCAAGGGAAAAACUGGAAGCAGAGGUACACAGAAGGUGAAAAGAUGAAAAGCCUCUUUGAAGACCAGGUUCAGGUUCUAUUUUCCAUUUAACCUCAUGUGCCAAAAAAUUGUCCAGGGGCACUAGAGCCACAACGCCAGCCUCCCUAAAGGUGCUGCUCUGCCCAUAGCAAGUUUCAGAUGGAGGAAGCUGGGCACAUCUCUGGCCACUUCCUCCUGUCUGCAGCUUGGUGACUCCCUCUGUGUUUGCCAAAGGAGUUAUCUAUGCCAAUGAUAUUUCUGUAACAGCAUAUUAUAUUCUUUGAAGAUUAGUAGAUCUUUAGAGGGGGGUGGGGCAGGGGGCAAUUUCUAUAGAUAAAGAAUCAGUGUUUGUUGUACAAUUGUUGGGGGUCAUCUAUCCCAUGUGAAGCUAUUAUUUUUCUGAGUCUUAAUUGUUUCUGCAUUUGUGUCCUCCACCACUCCCUUCUUGGCUGACAUUGAUAUGCCUGUCAGAUUGUUAUCAAGGGUUAUACUUCAAUAAAAGGUGCUAAGGACAAAAAUAA
Pipistrellus kuhlii (Kuhl's pipistrelle) is the source of this 8514-nucleotide messenger RNA. RefSeq names its product shroom family member 4 (gene SHROOM4). Gene Ontology annotation, biological process: actin filament organization. Bases 188 to 5179 code for a protein of 1663 amino acids. Gene Ontology annotation, molecular function: actin filament binding. The record is from RefSeq and is a predicted model, not a curated record. Gene Ontology annotation, cellular component: adherens junction; apical junction complex; apical plasma membrane. Lineage: Eukaryota; Metazoa; Chordata; Mammalia; Chiroptera; Vespertilionidae. The transcript is spliced from 10 exons.